AUGGACGAGCUCCAUGGAGCGAGCGCCGACGAGAUGGACGACAGCCACGAGGAGAGCCUCGAUGAAGGUGCAUCGGACGAAGACUUUGCCCCGAGCAGCGACGACGACGAGGCUGGCAACCCGUCGGACGCCGAGAUGGACGACGUCGAUCGACAUGCAAGGACCCUCGCCACGAGCACGUCAACGACGUCGAGUCCAUCCCGCAGCAGCGACGAGCGCAACGGGAGAAAGGAGCUGCACGCGAUCGCCAUGCUGCGUCGACAGCUCUUUGAGCGCUCGGGCGAGCUCGUCGACGGCCCGAUCUCGGUGCAAGCGCUUGGCGAGCUCAAGCUCGAGACAACAGGGUCCUGGACGACGAGCGAGCUGUUCCCGAUCGGGUACGAGACGCGGGCGCUCGUGGACGGGAUCGCGUGGCGCUGCAGCAUUCAACUUGCAAAGGACGACGCGAAGAAAGGACCUGUCUUCCAGGUGCAGCUCGAGAAGGCGCCCGCGAUUGCGUUCCGCUCGUAUACGACCGCCAAAGCAUGGGCAAAGGCAAUGACGUUCCUCGACGACGCAUCCGAAGACGAGAAGAACCACUGGCGCGAGGCGACGGGCGCGACCUCCGAGACCGUCCACGAUGGGUUUGGUCUGCAACGAGAGAACAUUGCGCGCACGUUGGAAGGUCUUCCGCAUGUGCUUGAAUGCGAUGGCUACCUCUUUUGGGACGCGCGCGACGGCCGUACGAUGAGCGCGACCGACCUCGUGACGCAGAAGGCGGCGCUGACGAAGCAGCUCGAAGCGCAGGACGAAGCACGACAGCGGGAGAAGCGAGCGAUUCGCGCCAAGGCGCGGCAAAUGUACGAAGAAGAAAAGGCGCUUCAAGCCCAGCAAGAGCAAGUGUCUGCAACCAAGAAGCGGCAACAGCAGGCGCUAAAGACGCAGCAGAAGCAGCAAGCAUCGAUGCAAAAGAAGAUCGACGCGCUCCGGCAGCGGCGUCAGCUGCUCAAAGAGCAAGAGGCACUGCGAACGACUGGUAUCAACUGGCGGUCAUCCAUGGACGUGAACAAGACCAAUGUCCUCUUGCAGUUUGUCGACGACGAGAUCGCCAAGCGCAAGGAGCUCGCAGCGGCGCAUACGCGGCAUCUCGCCUUCGUCGCGGCGCAUGACCUGGCCAAAACGCACAUUGAAGCGACGCGGAUCGAGCCGCCACCGCCGACGCCACUCGCCGACCCGGUGUCGCCAUCGAGUGCGACGACACCGUUGGACUUUUUGACGCCGUUUACACCCGACGUACAGCGCCAACUGCUGUGGGUGUGGGACUUUUUGUACCAGUACGCGGACGUGCUCCGGCUCCGGGCGGUGCCGCCGCUAGCCUACUUGUGCCACGUGGUGGCGCUCCACGACGGAUCGCUCCCGAACGGCGACUCGAUCAUGGAAGAGAUGAGCCAUGGCCGGUGCCUCGCGACUCUGCACGUCCUUUUGCUCGACGUGCUGCUCCAAGAGUACACGCCGUACUUGCAGCUCUCGGUUACCGACUACAAGAAGACGCGGCCUCUCAACGUCAUGACGUGGGUCGAAGUCGCACGCCACGUGUGCAUGGUAGCGUUCGACGUGGACCGCGGCGAUGUCGACGGCAACUUUAUCAAAAUGCUCAAGGGCAGCAAGUCGUCCAAUGAAAGCAGCGUCCUGCCGAUGCGCGAGACGCUCAUCAGCCGCGGCCGCGAGCUCCUCGCCGCCAACCCGGCCGCUGUGCCGGCGCUGCCGCCCACGAUGACCGAGGCCGCGUCGCCGCCGCCUACGAUCGAGCCCUGCUAUAGCCUUGUCGUUCCUGCACUGUGGGAUGCGUGGGGCCUCACGUGGACACAAGUGGACGGUACGAUACGCGUCGAGCGCGUGCCCGAGACGGCCGACGCUGCACUACGAGACAAAGUUGGCAUCAACGACCAACUUCUCUGCAUCAACGGCAUCGAGAUCCCACCGCUGACGAGCUUGCAAGAGCUGGACGAGAUGGUCGAGGACAUGACAGCGCCGUUUGGGUGCAUUUUUGCCAAAGCAGAGCUCGUGGCGUCCGUGCCAGCCAAGCCGAAAGCGUCAAGCACGUCGAGUAAACUCAAACGACUCGGAACGGUGCUCAAGAUCCUGCAAGCCAAGGACGCUGCGCAGCCGUUUAGCCACCCCGUCGACGCAGAUUUGUAUCCUGACUAUUAUACGAUCAUCGCCGAGCCCAUGGACCUCGGAACGAUCGAAGACAAGAUUCGAGACAACGAGUACGACGGCGACGACGACGUCGAUGGUGUCGUUGACGACGUCCAGCUCAUUUGGAAGAACUGCUACGAGUACAACGGCGAGCAGGCCGACAUCUCGAAGCUCGCGCGAAAGCUCUCGGCGGCCUUUGACCGGCUGUGCCGCGACUUUGUACACACAGAGGCAUCCAACUUUUCUGCCAAGGUCGAAGACACGUGCCGCCAGUGCCACGGCGUCUUUUUGAAAGCGCAGCUCCUUCUCUGUGACCGGUGCGAUGCGCCGUACCACACCGUGUGCACGUCGCCUCCGCUCGCGUCGAUUCCGAAGGGCGAGUGGUACUGCCCCGACUGCGCGCCGCUGCAGCCUCCGCCGCCUGAAAAGUCGGAGGACGACGUCAGCGAAAGUGACUUGGCGCAGUUCGAGUCGGGCCUUGCGCACGUUGUUCGGCUCUUGUCUAAGGACUCGUACGCGGAGCUGACGCUCGAAGACCGCCUUCUUGUGCUCACGACGCUUUGCGAACUCGUGCAAUCGACGUCGGCCGUGCAGAGUAUCAUGCAUAUCGUCGAAGACCACGCCGAGGACCAGCGCCGGGCACUCGCAGCCUCGUACGCCGACUGUGUCCGUGACUGGAGCCGAUUCGGCCAUGUUCGACUCCCGAGCGUUCGAGCCACCGAGACGCUGACCAUCGACGGUGAGCCGCGCGACCUCUCGGACGACCUCCUCGCAUAUCUCAAGGCGAGGUGCCACGCGCAGCUCGAGCACACGUCGCUGCCCGCGCCGUUCGACUUUGACGAGUCGACGGUGAAAGCCGAGCCUCAGAGCGACUACUACUCGCACAGCGAGGACGAAGAGGAAGACGAAGACUGGGCAGUGGCCAUUCUGGAAGCGCAUGGCGACGCUAAAUUGAUGGCUCAUGGGCUGCCAACAGAGUCGAUCGAUGACAUUGACGCGCGAGUGUGUAUCGCUUGCCAGCAACCCGCUGGUAGUGUCCUCGGGCCGCUAGAGGCAGCGUGGCAGGCGCCCGAGACACUUUGCGUCUCGAAGACACUUGCGACGUUUUCAGAGCCGACGCUGGACGUCGAGUGGAACAUUUGCAUUUGGGCCGAUGACGCGCUGCCGUUUGAGGGCGUUGUGCUGGAAAGCGACGGGCAGCUCGUCGUGUCGGGGGCAAACGACGGGUCGGGUCUCACGGACGGCGACGUGCUUCUCGGUUUUGAUGCCUUCCAAGUCCCGCUGAACGCCGACGCCCCGCGUAUUCUUGAGCAACUUCGCACAACGUCGCGCCCGCUGGUCGUCUACUCUUGUGCCAAGAGCGCCGUCGUACCCCGGUCCGAGUACGCGCUCGUGCAACUGCCAAGUGUCUCGUUGGAUGCGCCAUCACUCGUUGAGACAAGUGGCCACGUGCAUCUCCCGGGAACGCUCACGGGGUUCUGCGCUCUCAGCGGCGUUUUCUUCCCGUGGGAUGUGGUGUAUGCGAUCAACGGGUCGCGCGUGACGUCGGCCGCGACGGCCAGUGAGCUCUGGCGACCACAAAGCACGGUGCUUCUUUUACGCAACGCGUUUCCGCGCCGGCAUGGUCCGAUGGUUCCGACGUUGCCGUCCAAGAUGUCGCCGGACGCGGUCGCGUCACAAAUCCUGCAGUGCCAUGCGUACGAAGUCCAGUUUGCACCCGGACCGCUCGGUCUCGCGCUCGAGCUUGAGCACCACAAGGUAUAUGUGCGGUCGCUCACGGCCAUGAGCCAAGCGACGGCGAGCAAGUGCAUCGAGCCAGGGGACCUCAUUGUAUCGCUUCAAGGCAAGUCCCUCGGGCAACUCAAAGAGCUCACGGAUUUUACGGAUCUCAUUCGACGCCUUCCGCGCCCGAUCACGCUCGGUUUCGUACGACCUGGCGCCGCACCGGCGCCGUCGUCGUCCGAGGGCCGCCCACCCCACACGACCUACUUGCUCGCGGCGCACCUUGUCCGGUGCGAGAUCAUCGACUUUGACAACCGGCUCAUUGUGCGCUCGACGGGCGGCGUGGCCCUUCCUGGAGUCGCGCCCGGCGAUACGCUCGUGCAGCUCAAUCGCGUCGAUAUUUGCGGUAUGCGCCUCGCAUGGCUCCAGUCGCUGCUUCAGCAACUGCCGCUCGAGAAGGAAAUGGAAGUGACCGUGCUGCCUCGGAUCCCAGCAGACGUUGACGUUCAAAUUCACGCGUCGUGUGUCAACGUUCUCAACGACGCUCUUGAGGCAGCCGACGAUAUACACGCGAAGCUGCUCGCAACCAAGUCGCUCGAGUCGUUUUUGCGUCACGUCGGGCCGCGCACCAUGACGGUCGGGAACGAGUACUUUCACUUUGGUGGCGACCCGCGAGUUUUGUAUCGGUUCCAUGACGGCGUUUGGUCCAAGAUUCUGCAGGUGGCGGCGUACACGGCGGCAAUGGACGACAAAGCGCUUGCGGCACGACUGGACGCGCUUUGUGCGCCGAUUGCGUUGCCCAAAACCGGUCCGUUCUCGAUGCGUCCGCUUAUUUCGUCGGUCGGCGACCCGGUGGUGCAGCACGAAGCGUACGUGAUGUUUUGCGGCCGGCAGUACUACCUCGGGACGUUUGGGUCGCUCGCGGAUGCUGAAAAGGCGUACAGCGUCUGUUGUCUGCGCUACGAGUCACACCAGCAAUUUCUCGCGCCGUUCACCAACUCGACGUUUCCGCGAUUGCAGCUGCCGACGCUCAAGGCCGAAGACAUGCUCCGGCGGCUCGCGGGCACGCGGCGCCACGAGUCGCUCUUGACGCUCGAGCUGCAAAAUUUGCUGCGGUACAGCAUUCGCGCACGAGCACCGCCGGUCAAGCCGCCGCAGAUCUCGGUGCCGCGCCCCAGGCCGUCGCCGAUGCAAUUGCAGCAGCAGCAGCAGCAACAACAACAACAACAACAGCAACAACAGCAUCAUCGCCAUAUGCAGCAGCAACAGUACCAGCAAAUGCUCCAGCAGCAGCAGCAGCACGUGCACCAGCCGCAACUGCAGCAUCAGAUGCAAAUGCAGCAGCUCCAGCUGCAACAGCAGCAGCACCAACUGCAGCUUCAACAACAACAGUACCAGCAGCAGCAGUACCAGCAGCAACAACAGCAGCUGCAACACCAGCACCAACAACAGCAGCAACUCCAGCACACCAAGAAGCGUCCAACACCGUCGUCGUCCCCGCCGUCAUCGACCCACGCGUCGCCGUCGCAGAAGAAGCAAAAGACAAAAGAGUCGCGUCUCUUGCAGCAGAUUCAGGCGCUGGAGGAGCACAAGAGCCUCGUGUCGCAAGCGUGGUCCAACCUGUAUCACGGCAAGUCGGCCGAAACGAGUGCGGGUCUCAUUUCAGGGCUGCAGAACACGCUCACGGCGCUUAACGUGCUGGCAACGCACCUCUCGCGGCACCCAGGCGACGCGCCCAACCCGCUCUCGUUUGUCGCACUGCACCACGCCGUCGUCAUGGUCAUCGUGUCGAUUUUGCUGUUGCAAGCGAUGGCAAAGGCGCCGUCGACGCCGUUUUCGCCCAUGGAGCUUCAAGUGUUGCAAAGCGCGUGUCACGUUGUGCUUUCGUCGCUGGAUGCGACGAUGCACCCGACCCGACACGACGUUGCGAUUGGAAAGUGCGUCGGGUUCUACAACGCGCUGAGCGGCUGGAGCACCCACGCGCUCGUGCCGCCCGACGUGCAGAACAUGUUGAGCACGAUCCAGACGUUCUUCCUCUCGUCGCUCUAUUUGCACGACGCCAACGGCGCGCUGCAGCCAAACUCGACGUGUCGCCCACUCUUUGCCAUGCUGAGCACGUCGCAGCCCAAGCAGCACUUUACGCCGCUGCCGAUCAUGCUCACGCAGGAGCUUUGGAAACUCCAGACGUGUCAGACCGCGUACGAGAAGCAGGUCAAGAAAAUCAUGAAGGGUGCUGUUGCCGCAUCUUCGCCACCGCCAGAGCCGACCAAGCCGCAUGAAAACCCGGGCGCGAUCCCCAAGUACCCGCCAACGGCACAGCCCAACGGUGUGCCGCCAACGAACCCGAGCCCGGACGACGUGGUCGUGAGUUUUACGCACGGGCCGCUCGGCAUCAUCAUCCAGCAAGAAGUCGACUCGAUCAUGGUGUCGUCGUUUUCGUCGGAUCCGCAAGGCCAAGCGAUCAAGAGUGGCGUUGUCAACAUUGGAGACAUGAUCGUCGCCGUCAACCACGAGCCCGUCUCUGUCAUCGGCAUCGAAGGGUUCAAACAGGCUGUGACGUCCGGCAUCCGGCCGCUCUUGAUCACGUUCCGACGCCAAUCCAACGCGGCACCACCGGCCAAAGCACCGGCCGCGAACGCGACGCCAGCGCCUGCGCCAUCCGAGACCGACAAACUGUCGCUGCCGAUGGACCCGGCGUCAGCGUUUGGCCCACUUUUCGACGCGCCAAGCCAGGGAUAUCUCAAUGGUGCGCCGCCCAUGGGGUACUUUGCAGCGCCAAACACGGAGUUUGCCGAUUUCACGCCCGCGCCGAUGCUCAACCCGAUGAUGUAUGGCCAAGGCAUGUACCCGGCGCCCGACGCCACGGCGAUGUGGGCCGCCACCGAUCCGACGGCCAUGUAUGCAGCCUCCAACGGUGCAACAACGGCGGCACCCAACAACAUGUACUACAACAUGUACGCCGCUCCGUUCCCGGGGUUUGAGAUGCAAGCGCCAACGCAAGGGGCCGAGUUCCACCCGUCCUCGGCGUUUUUUGAUCCGCAGUUUUACAACCCGCAAGCGUUCCGGUCGGGGCCGCCAGGCGUUGACUUUGUUGCCAACACGGGCUCGGCCAAGAAACCACCGGUGAAGAAGACUGAGUCGACGCAUCUCGCGAGCCUGUGUGGGCGCCGCUCGUCGCGCGUCUCCAAAAAGCCCGACUCGGUGCUCGCGACCAAUGUCGCGCUACCCGUUUCGACCGCACACUAUGUCGCUGGUGCCGGCCACCAAGGCGAGUGGGCUACCGACAGCGUCCCGGGUCUCCAAAAGGUCGAGGGUGACGGGCACCUGAUCGCUCUCUUGAAGGCGCAGCUACUCGCGAUCGAGGCCGCACUCCCCCGCGACGCCUUCCGUGACGGCAAGUGGACGACACCGCUGCGCGUGGCGUGGGCUGAAAUGGUCGUGCGCGGCAGUGGCGCCAAGUCGCUCCUCGAAGCUGCGUUCGUGCUCGAGUGCCAUGUUGACAGUGAGUUUCUCGACGCACAGUGGAAGGCGCAGCCGCUUUUGACGCCCAAAGCGAUGCUGUCGACCGCCACGCUGGCAUCGGCGGCAAUGCGUAUCCACGCCCUCGACGACGCGCUCUCGUACAUCAAGCCAAUGAAGAAGCCAGUGCCGAAGCGCAAGGCGGCGCCGGUGCCCAUGCAACCGCCGCGGCCGUCGUCGGCGGCCGUGUACGCUGGCAUGCCGACUUGUCCAGAACUGCUCGCGCUGAGUCCCGCCGUGGCCGCCCAGGCACGCAACCGAAUGCAAGCCAGUCUCGCCCUCCCAGCGACCACCGAAGUCUAUCACAAGACAAUGCAAGAUCUGCGCGCCAUGACGCAGCUUCCGGACGCCGCGCUUCAAAAGUGGUAUGCCCAGUGCCGCGAAGCGCAGCAGUCGGUUAGUGCAAGCAGCAGUGCAGCUCCCGUGCCAGCGGCCACGGACGACCUCAAGCGCAAGUUGCCGUCGGCCGUGUCGUCGUCGACGUCGGGGUCGGUCACGAACGUGGCGAUGAAAAAGGCCAAGCUACGAGGUCGGAAACCAAAGAACCUCGAGUACCGAUUUGUAAUGGAGACGGGCCACUACGGCAUCCCACCUGCGGUGGCCAACGACCCAAAGCUCCCAGAACGGCUCCAGCUCCUCCUCGAGACUCUCAAGAAGAACCCAGUCGCAGGCCCGUUCUUGCAGCCUGUUGACACGGCCGUGGUGCCGACAUAUAGCUCAGUGAUUGGCUGCCCGAUGGACCUGCACACGAUCGAGACCAAGCUGCGACAAGGCGCGUACACCAGCCAGUACGGCAACUUGUGCCUCGACAUGGAUCGCAUCUGGACCAACUGCUUCACGUUCAACACACGCCAGGCGGAGCUCUCGUUGAUGGCCCGGCGGCUCCGGUCUGUCUUCCAUCGGCUCUUUGAGGCGUGGGUGCAGAAGACGCCGCCAGGGACGCCCGCGACAGCGCUUCCGAGCGAUGAGCAGUGCCGGAGCUGCAAGCGCGACGAGCGCAUAACAGAGCUUUUGCUCUGCGACUCGUGUGACGCAGCAUACCACACGUUUUGCAUCGGCCUCGCCGAGAUCCCGUCCGGCAACUGGUACUGCGGCAGCUGCGUCGAGAACCGCGAGCUGCACUGAAAAGACCCAUAGGAGUAGUACUAACAAGUAAUCGUAUAUUAAACCACCAUACUACGGCGGACGCUUAAAGUACAGUCAUUAUAAUACCUCCGUUGUGAUUAAUGCACUCUAAUCCUACCAGUCGAUCCACUAGUGCUAGAG
Molecule: messenger RNA, 8685 nt
Organism: Saprolegnia diclina VS20
Lineage: Eukaryota; Oomycota; Saprolegniomycetes; Saprolegniales; Saprolegniaceae
Exons: 9
Coding region: 1-8544 (2847 amino acids)
Cellular component (GO): nucleus
Molecular function (GO): protein binding
Source: RefSeq, a predicted model, not a curated record